AUACUUAUUUGACAUGGCUUAGAGCAGCAGUGCUGUGCAGUCUUCCAAAACACUUUGGCUUUGUGCCUUUAAUUUUAUUGGAAGCAAACUUUCUAGAAACCACUCCCAGCUUUUAGACAGAGACUUGAAUAUCGGUCAUUUCAGCUGUGAGGAAACAAACAACAUGGACACUGACUUCACAGGCAAAGAUGUUUAUGAGAAGGAAUUUGAUCCUUGGAGUUAUUUAGAUACAUAUUAUAACCCAAUAUCAGGCCUUGUGACGAAGGAUGGUAAUCUGGAUUUUGCGUUAAAAAAACUUCAUGAGGCAUUUACCAUGCAUGGAGUGAAGGGGGAAACACUUAUUGACGUUGGCCAUGGACCAACAAUUUAUCAGGAACUUUCUGCAUGCGAAUCCUUCAGAGAGAUCAUUGGUGCUGAAUACACUGACCGUAACCGCGAGUACUAUGAAAAAACCCUGAGAAAUGAACCAGGAAUAUUUGACUGGACAAGUGUUAUACAAGCAGUCUGUGACCUGGAGGGAAAGGGUACAACAGUGGAAGAGAAGAGAGAAAAACUGAAAAAGACAGUGAAAAAGACUAUCAAAUGUGAUGUAACUAAAAGCAAUCCUGUGGCACCGCUGGUGUUGCCCAAAGCUGACUGUGUAAUGGCUAUUGGGUGUCUGGAAUCUGCCUGUGAAGAUCUGGAUAGUUAUUGUAAUGCCCUUAAUAAUAUUUCAUCCUUGCUAAAAGUGGGGGGGUAUUUAAUAAUCUCCGAAGUCCUUAACUGUACCACUUACUUGUUUGGAGACAAAAGGUUUUCUUGCUUAUCGUUAAAUGAGGAAUUUAUGAGAAGUGCUAUAACCAAUACCGGUUAUGCUAUAAUAGACCUGGAGGUUUUUCCCAGAAAGUAUGAUGAAGAGCAGUACAAUCUCUGUGAUUAUGACUCUAAUAUAUUUGUUCUUGCACGCAAACUGAGGGAUAUUUAGGCUGGAGAGGACAGUACAUAGUAUAUGACUGCUUAUGUCUAUUCUCUACCAAGAUUUCUUUACACCUUCAGUUAUAAAAAAUAUACCUAUUCUGAACUAAAAAAAGAAUCAUUACUGCUCUAUUUAAAUUUCUCUAUGGGGCUGAUUCAAGAAUGCUCAAAGCUUGCACAUUCUUAAAUUGGUCCCUUUGCCAUUGUCACCUAAAGGAGUAAACAUUUUUUUCUGCCCCUAAAUAGCAAUAGAUCUAUAAAUUUAAAUGGUUACACCCUUUUUAGGAGGAACAGAGGGAAUGGAAAAGGUGGAGGGGCUUGUCUGUAUAUAAAGCCAGAAUUAAAGCCUUGCACUAAAGAUAUUAACAGGGACAGCAUGUACUCUUUAUGUUUCCUAUAAAUUAAAAUUCAAAACACUUUAUGGACCAAUACUAUUAUUGGACAUUCUACAAUAGUGACAAAAGAAGGUUCCUAACUUAUUUAAACUCUAGACUUGUCUCAUUACAAUAAUCAUAUAUGGUAUAGACACAGUGCCAUCUAUGUAGAAAACCCCCCAGAUGUACUAAGAUAUUUGAAAAAAAAGCUAAAAAUGUCUACAGCCCUGCCAAGAUUUGAAGGGGUCAAAUCAGACAGGUAAGGUCCGACCUGAAAUUCAAACCAUAAGGCAAUACACAAUUCUAUGAUAAGUGUUUUUCACUUAUUUAAUACCUGUUCAAUAACUGUGAUCCUCAUAACAUCCAGUAAACAGGGCUGUCUCAACAAAAUAUGGGGAAUGUGAAACUCAGAACUUAUAUGCUUCAAAUUUCAGCAGGGGCUAAAGGUUACAAAGAAAAUUAUCAUUGAUGUAUGCUAUAAACCACCCUGUAUAAGUGAGGAGGAUGAGGCCCAGCUACUGUUACAAAUGAAGGAGGCCUCACAACUAGGUCAAGUUGUUAUUAUGUGGGACUUCAAUUAUCCGGAGAUUGACUGGAGUAAUGGGGUGGCUAAGUCAGAAAAAGCUAGUAGGUUGGAAAAAGGCUAAAUGACAACUUUUUAUUUCAGGCAGUUUAAGAACCUACUGGAAAUGAUUCUCUUUUGGACCUGGUAAUAACUAAUAAUGCUGAACUUAUCUCUAGCAUUUGCAUGGGUGAGCAUUUAAGGAACAGUGAUCACAACAUGGUCUCCUUUGAGGCAACUCUAUAAGGGAGUAACUAAAACACUAAAUUUUAAAAGUGCAAAGUUUGCCAGUAUAAGGGCAUCUCUGAAAUAUAUUAACUGGGAAAGGCUGUUCCAAGGUUUAAACACAGAAGGAACAUGGGAUAUCUUUAAAAUGCUACUUAACAAGUAUACAUGUCAGUAUAUUCCCCUUCUAAGCAAGGAAAUACAUCACAAAGCAAAACCUUUAUGGUAAAUGUGCUAGUGUGGAACUUAGCUGGAAUAGCUGAAACUUUCAUCACGUACAAGGAAGCAAAUAAAGCAUGCAAAAAAGCUAUCAGGCAAGCUCAAAUACAAAUAGAAAUAGAAAAUGGAAAAGGGCAUUGCAGCUAGGCGUAAAAGGAAUCCAAAAUUAUUUUUAAAUAUGUAAAUAGUGAAAUAGUGAAAAAAAAUUGAAGCAAGAAAGCCUGGAACCCUUUAAUCACAGGGGGGUCAGUUGGUCUAUGAGAACAGUGAAAAGCAGAAAUUCUGAACUCUUAUUUUUCAUUUAUCAAUACAACUGAGGAGCCAGCUAAUCAAGGCUUCCUUUUUAAUAGACCAAUUGAAGAAUUUAAAUACUUGAACAUGUUAAGGUAAACAAAGGUCACAAGACCAGAUGGUAUUCAUCCCAGGAUAAUAAACUAGUUAGAUCUGUGCCAAACCUCCACUUAAUUUUUUAGGAUUCAUUUAUGUCUGGCAUAGUGCAGAGAGACUGGCAAAUUGCUAAUGUGGUGCCAUUAUUCAAAACAGGAUCCCGUUAUCAGCCUGAAAACUAUAGGCCUGUUAGUCUGACAGCAAUGGUAGGAAAUCUUUUGGAAAGGGUAAUAAGGGAUAGGAUACUUGAAUACAUUACAAGUCACAAACUGUGAGUUUUUGCUAGCGUGGUUUUAUGUGUAUCAGAUCUUCCCAGACUAAAUGAAUUGCCUUUUAUCGUUAUGUGAACAGGAGCCUUAACUCUUGGAUGGCAGUGGAUGUGGAUGUCAUCUACUUGGACUUUGCUAAAACAUUUAAUACAGUACCUCACAAAAAAUGAAUGAUAAAAUUGAGGGAUAUUGGCCUGGAAUAUAAUAUUUGUAAUUGAAUAAAGAACUGGCAGAAAGUGGUAGUAAAUGGAACAUUUUCUAAUUAGACUAGAGUGGUUAGUGGAGUACCGCAGGGGUCUCUCCUUGGUCCUUUGCUUUUUAACUUGUUUAUUAAUAACCUGGAGGUGGGCAUAGAAAGUACUGUUUCUAUUUUUGCAGAUGAUAAUACAUUAUGGAAAGUUCCAUGCAGGAUGCUGCCACGUUGAGAGCGAUUUGACAAAACUGAAAAACAGCAAAAUGGAAAAUAAGGUUCAAUGCUGAAAAUUGCAAAGUUAUGCACUUUGGUAGAAAUAGUAUAAAUGUGAGUGAUACACUAAAUGGUAAGGUGUUGGGGUAUCCUUAAUUGAGAAGGAUCUGGGGAUUUUUGUAGAUAACAAGUUGUCUAAUUCCUAUAAUUCUAAUUCCUAUAUAAUCGUAAAAAUGAUUAGU
Molecule: messenger RNA, 3638 nt
Organism: Xenopus tropicalis (tropical clawed frog)
Lineage: Eukaryota; Metazoa; Chordata; Amphibia; Anura; Pipidae
Product: provisional ortholog of nicotinamide N-methyltransferase
Exons: 3
Coding region: 164-964 (266 amino acids)
Biological process (GO): S-adenosylmethionine metabolic process
Molecular function (GO): methyltransferase activity; S-adenosylmethionine-dependent methyltransferase activity
Source: RefSeq, a predicted model, not a curated record